UCAGUCUUUUUGUAUUUGUAGUCACAGGAAUGCGUUAGAAGAUGCCACGUGAAACACAUUAUAUCAACAACAAAUACUAUGGAUAAUAAACAUGUUUCUACAUCAAAAAAGGCGAAAAAAGUAGAUCUUCCAUCUACAAAUUACAAUGCAAAUAGAAUAGUUUUUCGUGUCUUUACUCUGAUCACUUGUCUCAAGCUGCUCUUAAUACCUACAUAUCACUCUACAGACUUUGAGGUGCACCGCAACUGGCUUGCCAUAACGCACAGUUUACCAGUCAAAGAAUGGUACACAAAUGCCAAAUCACAAUGGACAUUGGAUUAUCCACCAAUGUUUGCAUGGUUUGAAUAUAUUCUGAGUUGUAUAGCACAAUUUAUUGAUCCUGAGAUGCUUAAAGUAGAAAACUUAAAUUAUGCAUCAUCGAAUACUAUCUAUUUUCAAAGAAGCACUGUUAUAUUCUUGGAUUUUAUAUUUGCUUAUGGAGUGAAAGAGAUUGGAAAAGUAUUCUGCUCUUCUUUUGAUAGUUAUGCUAUUUUUGUGAUUUUAUCACUAUGCAACAUGGGAUUGUUAGUAGUAGAUCAUAUACAUUUUCAGUACAAUGGGUUUCUACUUGGUAUUUUUCUGUUAGCUGUUGCAAAUGUUUCUAAAAUAAAUGAUCAGGUUUCUGUAUUGCAAGGAACUCUGUGGUUUGCAUUGUUGUUGAAUUUGAAACAUAUCUAUUUAUAUGUUGCUCCAGUCUUCGUAAUCUGGUUACUUAAAUCAUACUGUAUGAAUGGUAAUCAAUUUUUUAAACGUUUAUUUAUGCUUGGAAGUAUAGUUAUAAUCACAUUAGCAGUUUCAUUUGGUCCAUUUAUUUCUCAGUUACCUCAGGUAUUAUCAAGACUGUUUCCAUUUAAAAGAGGCUUAGUACAUGCUUACUGGGCUGCUAAUGCUUGGGCACUAUACAUAGGUGCAGAUAAAUUAUUAUCUCUAGUUUUAAAACAAUUAGGUUUGUUAAAAACCACUAAACUAGCAGUAAUGACUGGUGGUUUAGUACAGGAGCAAUCAUUCUUAGUGUUACCAACACCUACUCCACUUGUGACAUUUUUAUUAACAUUGUCUUCAAUAUUGCCUACAUUAUACUGCCUCUUUUUCAAAAAAGAUUAUAGCACAAAUCCGAAACAAUUUGUGAGGAGCUUAAUACUUUGUGCUUUAUGCUCUUUCAUAUUUGGUUGGCAUGUACACGAGAAAGCUAUUUUAACUGCUAUCAUUCCAUUGUGUGUUCUGGCUGUGACUGAUAAAAAUGAUGCUAGAAUUUUUUUAAUUUUAAGCAGUGCUGGACACACUGCCUUGCUACCAUUGCUUUAUCCUACAAAUUUAACUCCAUUGAAAAUAUUGUUACUUCUAACAUACAUGGUCGCAUCGUUUUUAACUCUCUCCAGAAAGUUUAAACAGCAGCUGCUUUAUUUUCAUGAAUAUAUAUAUGUGAUUAUUUUGCCAAUAUUAACGGUAUAUGAAACAGUAUUGCAUAAGUUAAUAUUUGGCGACAAACUACCAUUCCUACCUUUAGCAAUUACAUCCAUAUAUUGCGCGACAGGAGUACUUUAUUCUUGGAUACUUUAUUAUUACAUGUUUCUAAGAUAUAACCCUCUCGAUCAAAGAAAAAAGAAAGAAUGAGAAUAUUUAUAUUUUACAUUGUGUAAGAUUAAAUAAAUGAUUCUAUUUGUA
Osmia bicornis bicornis is the source of this 1704-nucleotide messenger RNA. RefSeq names its product probable dolichyl pyrophosphate Glc1Man9GlcNAc2 alpha-1,3-glucosyltransferase (gene xit). The transcript has 7 exons. Gene Ontology annotation, molecular function: dolichyl pyrophosphate Glc1Man9GlcNAc2 alpha-1,3-glucosyltransferase activity. Gene Ontology annotation, biological process: protein N-linked glycosylation. Bases 79 to 1653 code for a protein of 524 amino acids. Lineage: Eukaryota; Metazoa; Arthropoda; Insecta; Hymenoptera; Megachilidae. The record is from RefSeq and is a predicted model, not a curated record. Gene Ontology annotation, cellular component: endoplasmic reticulum membrane.